Molecule: messenger RNA, 2818 nt
Organism: Myxocyprinus asiaticus (Chinese sucker)
Lineage: Eukaryota; Metazoa; Chordata; Actinopteri; Cypriniformes; Catostomidae
Gene: slc10a3
Product: solute carrier family 10 member 3
Exons: 2
Coding region: 193-1632 (479 amino acids)
Biological process (GO): bile acid and bile salt transport; homophilic cell-cell adhesion
Cellular component (GO): membrane
Molecular function (GO): bile acid:sodium symporter activity; calcium ion binding
Source: RefSeq, a predicted model, not a curated record
CAUUCUUUCCGUAGUUCUAUGGGGAGUCGCCCAUAGUAAACGCUCGAGCUGCUCAGACCGGAUUAACGAGCAGCGAUGACGAGACCAAAAUAAAAAGAAGGAAGAGGAUAAAUAUAUUAACACACUGGUUAGAAGUAUUCAUCAUUCUACACGGAUAUUAACAUCAGUGAACUGCUCCUACUGGAUAUUUCUAUGUGUUUUCAUCGGUUCGGGCCGGUGAUGACAGUGUGUUUGGCCAGUGAAGCAGUGGUUUGUGAAGACAUGAGGACACUGCUCGUGUUGACCUGUCUGCUGUUAUUCACUCAAGCAGAAGAUCCAGAUCAACUUGACCAAAGCCAGAAACCAAUCCAAUAUCUGUGCAUCGGCGACGGCUCCUCACAAGAGUUUGAGUUCCCCCAGAACACACGUGGUGUCAUCGUCAUUUCCAGUCAGUACCGGAGCUCUGGGGGGCGUAAGGGUCGAGAAAGCCUCAAACAGACGGUUCGUGUGAGAUCUCUGGAUCCUGACGUGAUCUCCAUCCUCAACGUGAGCAACAGCGGGCAUACGGGAGCUUUGAGCAGUUACGUCAUCAGCAUCCGGUCCGGUGUACCAGGAACAGCUCCGUUACUCAUCCAGCUGCUGGAUCUGGACCGGGACUCAGAGCCAGUUCUGAUUGAGGAGCGGACCGAUUACUCCAUCAGGGUGGCGUCUGGCGGCGAUGACGUGGCCGCCCGGCUCCUGGAGUCUGGUGGGCUGUCACACUUCUCAGAGAACCCGGUUCUGUUCGCCCUACUGCCGCUCAUCUUCAUUAAUAAGUGUGCAUUUGGCUGCAAGGUGGAGGUUGAUGUUCUGGUUGGUUUGCUGAAGAGACCGAUGCCACUGUUGCUUGGUGUUGCGGGUCAGUUCCUUAUAAUGCCACUCUAUGCGUACACUCUGUCCCGCCUGGCGUCCCUUCCCAAGGCGCUGUCACUGGGUCUGGUCAUCACAUGCUCGGCUCCUGGUGGAGGUGGAGGUUACCUCUACAGUCUGUUGCUGGGUGGAGAUGUCACGCUGGCCAUCUCCAUGACGCUCAUCUCCACCAUGGUUGCGGUCGCAGCGAUGCCGCUAUCCUCUGCGUUUUACGGUUGGUUGUUGGGGGUUCAUGCCGCCCUUCACGUGCCCUUCGUCAAGAUCCUCGGCACGCUGCUCUUCAUCGCCAUUCCCAUCUCGCUGGGCAUGCUGGUGAAACUUCGUCUGCCCGCCGUCACAAGCGUCCUGCUUGCACUCAUCCGCCCCUUCAGCUUUGUUCUCAUUGUGGGAGGAAUCUUCAUGGCCUACCAAAUGGGCUCCUCCAUCCUUGCCAACGUGCGGUUUCUGAUUGUGGCCGCGGGUGUAACUGUGCCCGUCUUCGGGUUGCUGGUUGGGUUUGGGAUGGCACGGCUGGCAGGGCUUGCGUUGCCCCAGAGGAAGACCGUCAGUAUUGAGGUGGGUGUGCAGAACAGUCUUCUGGCAUUGGCGGUCAUGCAGCUGUCAUUCCAGCGGGCUGAGGCAGACUACGCGUCCCAGGCGCCCUUCAUCGUGGCGCUCAGCAGCACGUCAGAGAUGCUCCUGUUGGUACUCGCUCAUUUCGCCCACCGGCGCUUGUGCCUGCCGCCCACUUCUCGAACAACCUGAUCUCCAAUGUGAUGCCAAUAGCUGCCAAACAUUACUGCCACAGUGGACACUGAUGUGCGAUCCGUCAGCAGACAAAGUUUGGAUUAUUUCUGUCUUAAAACCAAAGGCCUUCGCUCAUUGUGGCCAUUUUUAUUUCAGCCUCUCUUCUUUUUCUUUUUUUUUUUUAUGAGAUUUUAAUAAUCACAAUCUUAUGUGUAUUACAGUGUUUAUGGAAGAGAUAUUUUUCUAAGUCAUUUUGCUCUUUGUUUUUUUUUUUGUUUUUUUUGUAAUACCAAACAGUUUGUUUGAGUCUUGUUUACAGAUGAUGUGUGAAUGAGAUUUUGCGAUAAUGUCGUAGGUGAUUGUUCAAGUGAUUGAAUCCACUGGCGUGGUGGUGUGUGAAUAAAUGCUUUUUGGCAAUACAAAACUGUCUCUUUCAGUGUAAGCACCAAGGCUUACCUUUGUUCAUGAUUGUUCAGGGUGAUAAUGCAUCUACUACUGUGCUCAGGAUAUAUUUCUUUAUUUGCUUCUUAAUCCAAAUUCCAUAUGCAAAAUACUCCACAUGCAAAUGUAAAACCAAAUUUUACCCUUUUAAAACGAAUCCUGUUAUGGUGUCUAUACAGCAUGGCAACCAGCAAAUUGAAACUUUUGUCUAGAGUUGUUCAAGUACAAUUACUGUACCCCCCCCCCCCCCCCCCCCAAAAAAAAGUAUUUAGGCACAUAAGUCGCACUUAAAAAUGUCUGAAUGUUAUUGCAUUAGAUAAAAAAAAUAUCAGAAGUGACAUCUGCAAACAAAUGUUCAAAGAGCUUUUCUCAGAACUAACUUUACAUUUAUAAAAUUAUUUUCACAAUUGCUUUUUAGAAAAUUUGUGUCAAGGUGGUUUGUUCACACAGGUGUCCUAACAGAGUAACCCUAUAUUAACAAUGGACAAGUUCCAUUAAUGCAGUGCUCCUAAUUAUUUAUUUUAUUUGUCCCACACCCCUCUUUGAAGCAGAAAGAAAUUCUACACCCCAUAAUCAGUUUUGUGUUUUAUAUUUGAAAUAAUAAUUUGUAAAGUUUUGUAUUUGAAAAGAAACUGCUUUAAAAACAUUAACAUUGUCACUCUUUCUGAUGGUGUUAUUUAAAAAAUGGAAUAAAACUGCAUACACUCCUUCAGUUUUUACUAAAAAAUUACACUCUUCAUUAAAAAAAAAAAAGAAAUCUGAA